Salarias fasciatus (jewelled blenny) is the source of this 3158-nucleotide messenger RNA. Its product is annotated as V-set domain-containing T-cell activation inhibitor 1-like. The coding region runs from base 463 to 1458 and encodes 331 amino acids. Gene Ontology annotation, biological process: regulation of cytokine production; T cell receptor signaling pathway. Gene Ontology annotation, molecular function: signaling receptor binding. Gene Ontology annotation, cellular component: external side of plasma membrane. NCBI's taxonomy places the organism in Eukaryota, Metazoa, Chordata, Actinopteri, Blenniiformes, Blenniidae. The transcript is spliced from 7 exons. The record is from RefSeq and is a predicted model, not a curated record.
GAGAGAGAGAGAGAGAGAGAGAGUCCACUGCUGCUGCCCACAAACACACCCAGGGUGUUGUGACCUGACAUCGGGGCAUCUUUGAAGUUGCCGCAGAUUGGAGUGACUGUGGAGGGAGUGGCGGCUGAAGGAGCAGGGGGCGCGUGAGUGACAGAGCAGCGGGCGCGCGUGUGGCCGAGGAGCGAGGGCGCGUGAGUGGCCGUCUACGAGAGGAGGAGGGGAGUUGGAAAGUGGAGGAAUCCAUGCUCGUACGGACUGGAGGCGACCAUCAGUGUUCUGUUCUAAGAAAGAACGUCAGAAGAGCCUAAACAACCUGAAAGUUUCUCCAUUUUCACUUGAAAUCGUGGGAUUUUCACCCCAGUGAACGUGCAGAGUGUGCAGACAGCAGCGUUUUCCCUGCUUCGGACUUCACUGACUACUUUUAUCCGAACCAACAUCAUUCUGUCCCGUCUGGGUAAAGUGAUGGAAACGUUCCUGGUCGUCCUCUGCUUCUGGCUGCUGCUCGGCGCUGGCUCCUCAGGACUGGAAGUGACCAAGGUGGUUGUACCAGAAGGAAGUGACGCCGUCUUGAAUUGCUCCUUCACCUCUGAAACGCACCUUCGUUUACAGACGUUUGACUGGAAGAGACACGACAAGGAGGUUUUCUUCUACGAUCAAGGCAAACAUUACAAUAAUGGCCUUUCAGGUCAGGAUCCACAGUUCAAAGGUCGUGUUUCACAUUUCAACGACCAACUGGAGUAUGGCAACGCCUCCAUUCUCAUCAAGAACACACAAGUCAACGACAGUGGAACCUACAGCUGCGUCUUUCCACAUUUAAAGGAAGAGAAAGUCUACAUCCAACUUGUUGUUCAGCCCACCUUUAGAGACCGAUCAGGACAGAACAGAGAUGCUGUUUCAAAGGUUCACACUGAGAUCCUCGAUGCCACCAACGCCGGGGUGCUGCUGAGGUGUGAGGUUCAAGGUGCUUUUCCUAAACCUAACGUCACUUGGGAGGACGAUGGUGGAAAUCCGGUUACAGCCUCAGAACCUCAGAUCUCCUCCAGAGGAGGCCGAUAUGACGUCUUCAUCACUGCUCACGUCACCAAAACUGCAACCAACAACUUCUGCUGUGUGGUCAGACAGGAGGAGAUCCUCCAUGAGUUCAAAGAGAAGCUCUAUGUUCCAGGUAAGAUGUUCCAGGUGUGUGAAGAUGACAGCUCUCUCAAAAACAUCAUUUCAAGACAUAUUGGAUUGUUGAUUGUAAUUUUGAUUGGCGGAUUACUGGUUGGAGUUUUUGGAACUCUUGGAGUGAUGUGGAUCAAAACAAGAUGUCAACCAGAUCCUGAGGCGGGGAAUCAUAACUAUGCUCCUGCCAACACAGCUCCUCCCACUGAUGGAGACCGUGAGAAUGAGUAUAUACCAAAUGGUCAUCUUCCACCCAGUGGUGAUAUUAAACUGCAGGUCAUCAAUGGGAUGUAGGUCUUUGAUAUUUCUUCAGAGAAAGAGCAUGAAGCAGAGUUACAAACUCACAACAAGCUGACUGCAUCAUAGAGACAUUUGGCACACGAUCAGAAGGUUUUCGGAUGAAGAAAUGGUCUCUAUGAUCAUGGAGCUGGUUCCAUGUGACGCCUGGAGGAUGUUCCAGAGAGGAUCUCCUGCAGCACAGGAAGGCCUCACGGUCGCCGUGGAAACACGUCUGGUGUGACUGUGAAUGUGGACAUUCCUGAUUGUUGAAUAUCUGUAAUGAAUUAAGUCAUUACAUUAUAGAGGGGAUGUUUUAUUUUUUUAAACUAAUUUAGGAAAGAAAAACGAAGGUCUGUGAAUCCUGCCGUCCAUCAGUGCCUUCAAACAAAUGAUGGAACCCUCAGUUUGUCUUCCUGACAGCCAGCUGCUGUCCUUGUUUGCCCAUGUUACCCUCACAGGGCAGCUGAUGGAGGCUGAAGAGACAAUCUGGAAACACACAGGAAGAACAUGCAGACUCCACACAGAGACUGGUGCUGAUUUUUACAUCCAAUCCUGAAAAUGUUGUUCUUUUUUAAUCAUUUCUGUUGAUAUUUAUUCUGCUGGUUUGUGUUUCAUGAAAGUUAUUAAGCUACACUUUGCAUUAUUACCAAAACUAUUUGCUCACCUGCCUUCACAUGUAAAUGAGCUUGAGUGACACUGACAGCCCAUUCUUAAGCUAGAAGAAUUAAUGUUUAGGAUUUUUGUAGAAUGUAUUUUAUAUGUAGUAUUUUAUAUAUAACAGCUUCACCUCUUGUAGGGAGGCUUUCUGUAAUGCUUAAGAGUGUGUUUCUGGUAUUUUGGACCUAUGUGAGGUGACACACUGGUGUGGGAGGAUGAGGCCUGGCUCACAGUCUGGGUUCUGUCAGGUUGACUCUGGACUCUGUGCCGGCUGCUCAAACUGGAUCCUCCAGGUCUUUAUAGACCUGCUUGUGUGCAGUUAUGUUGGAACAGGAAGGGGUCAUCUCCAAACUGUUCGCACAGAAACCCUAACCGACAAGUUGAAUGUGAAAUUGUCCAAAUCUGCUGAAGCUUUCAGAGUUCUUUUCACUGGAACUGAGGGGCAGCUGAACUCUCCAGACUGCAGCUGCUUGGCCCUCAAACCCUCCAUGAAGCUCAACAUGAAGGUUGGAGGGCUGUUCCUGUUGUAAAAUCAUGGAUUUAUUUAAUUAGUUUUCUGAUAUGUGGUGCUUUAAGCAUCUUUAUCAUCACAUGAUUUUGUUUCAUCCAGUUUUUGAAAGUGAUGCUAAGAUGUUUUUAAAUGACCAAAAAACAUUCCAACUUAAACUGUACAGCAGUGUGUUUAUACCUUUGUUUUUACACUGAGUUUAACAUGCAUUAAUAAUACACACACACACCACACACACACACACACACACACACACACAAAGUGAAUGUUUGGGGGACUGGUUAUAUUUGGUGAAGUGCAAUUAAAAGUUAAUUUCUUUUAAACUUCCAGACAUAUUGUAUUUUUUUAAUCAGUUCAAUGGUGAUGUGUUUUCCAACAAAAUUUCAUUCAAAUGUGCACCAGCUGGUGAAUGUUGUACUUGACAAUUAAUAUUCUAUUCUUUUCUACUGUCUGUUGUAUGUGGAUAUGUUGUAAGUGUUCUUUUAUUAACAUUUGUAUUUGUUAUCCUGAAACUGGAAUAUUUGAAUGGGAUUUUGGUUUUAUUAUGAAU